Messenger RNA from Acanthaster planci (crown-of-thorns starfish), 1820 nucleotides. RefSeq lists its product as uncharacterized. The record is from RefSeq and is a predicted model, not a curated record. Gene Ontology annotation, molecular function: DNA-binding transcription factor activity, RNA polymerase II-specific; RNA polymerase II cis-regulatory region sequence-specific DNA binding. NCBI's taxonomy places the organism in Eukaryota, Metazoa, Echinodermata, Asteroidea, Valvatida, Acanthasteridae. Gene Ontology annotation, biological process: regulation of transcription by RNA polymerase II.
UAACUUUGAGCGUGAACUCGACUCGACAUGCUGAGUGAUUGUGCGUAGAUUUUCCUACAUGUACAGUAGCUGAACUGACAUUCUCCUGCGCUUUCUACAAGCAGUUUUGAAAUUUUCGUCUGGAAAACCUCAGUACUGUACAUUUUGUGAAAUUGCGGGGCAUUAGUUGUGGUCGUUUUGGUUGUGUGGCAAGGUGGAAAUGAAUUUUUUUUACAAUUUUGAGCGCACUUGCAACAGUAACUUGAUCGUGGGGUGAGAGACCUUUCUGAUGUGAUAUGAAAUUUUUGACAAUGGCAAGUCCAGCUUCACCCUCAGAAAUCAGCACUAAAGGGGCAACGGUGUUUAAGUGUUGUGACUGCGGCAAAUCUUUCCCAUCAAAGUGCAAACUUGACUCGCAUAUUAGCGUUCACAGGAAGUGUGAGAAAAUGCAGUUCAGUUGUGAGGUGUGCUUAAAACAGUUCCGGCAGAAGUCGGGGCUGCAGCAACACCAGAGGACGCACACCCAGGAGAAGCCAUACCUGUGCCACUACUGCGGACGUACUUUCUCACAGAUUGGGAACCUUAAAACCCACAGUCUGCAGCACACUGAGGAGAUGCCCUUCGAGUGUCAAACCUGCGGGGCGCGAUUCCGCAAUGGAGGCAACCUCCAGAAACACAAGCAGGUGCAUGCUAAUGCCUUCACGUGCGGGGAAUGCAGCAGAACCUUCAAGGAUGCGGACCGUCUCCGAGGCCACCAGCUGCUCCAUGGCAAUGCCAAGCCUUUUACCUGCAAAUCCUGCGACAAGGCAUUUGUCAGCAAGAGCAAGCUCGCGGCGCACGCCCGUGUCCACACCAAGGAGAAACCCUUUGCUUGUGACCUGUGUGGUAAGGCCUUUACCCAGAAGAGCAACGUCAAGCAACACCAGAAACUCCAUGCCAAUGAAAGGGCUUUCCUCUGCCAUACCUGUGGAAGGAGUUUCACCCAGAAGGUUAAUCUACAGAACCAUCUGGCCAAUCACGCCAGGGAAGAAAAAUUGGCUCAGGGAAAUUGCAGUGAGGUGUUCGGUACUCAGCUCAAUCAGAAUAAGCACGAACAAAGUCACAUGAGAGUUGAACCAGUGCAGUCGGGCGAGUCAUUACUCAAUGCUCACAUGAACGACAGUUUCAAUCAAGUGGACGGGUUGGAGCAGUGCAGUGUGAAUCAUUCAAUCCAGGAGCAGUUUGCCGAGAGUCUGGAUAAUGAUGAACUGGAGAGAUUGAUGCAAGAGGCACUCUUUAAACCUGAACUGUGGACAGAAGUGAGGGAUGGGCUUGAUCACACUGUUUAGCUGCAACUGUACAACAGUUUACAGUAAAUUUAGUGGACUUCCAAGAUAACCAUAUCGAGCCUUACAACCAUCAACAGUAUUUAAAAAAGUCAGUGGGGGAAUUUUGAAUUGAGUAUUUACAUAGAAAUUUGUUGGGCACAAUCAGUCGAUCUGCUUAAUCGCACUGUGUUAUCAAUAAUGUAUGAAAUCUCUUACAUGUACUCUAACCUUUUUCAAAGCAGUCUUUCACAAUCAUAAAUUGGACAGAAAAGGCAAUUGGCUGAUAGUGGAAUUAUCAGUAAAUCAUGCAAUAAAAUUGACUGAUUACACAAAGAUUGAGCCAUCACGCAGAUUGACUGAUUGUGCACAACACUUGCACACAUACAUGUAUCCAUGUAUGCGUGACACUUGCACGCAUGUAUGUAUAUAAGUGUAUAGAUUUGUGUUUCUCAGUUUCACCUGUUGAGAUUUUUAUUUUCAGGAAUCUUUGAAACAAUACAACAAUAAAUGACUUGACCCUCUUAUGCAAAGACA